Messenger RNA from Calypte anna (Anna's hummingbird), 4484 nucleotides. RefSeq names its product 3-ketodihydrosphingosine reductase (gene KDSR). Lineage: Eukaryota; Metazoa; Chordata; Aves; Apodiformes; Trochilidae. The record is from RefSeq and is a predicted model, not a curated record. Gene Ontology annotation, molecular function: 3-dehydrosphinganine reductase activity. Gene Ontology annotation, cellular component: endoplasmic reticulum membrane. Gene Ontology annotation, biological process: sphingolipid biosynthetic process. The transcript is spliced from 10 exons. The coding region runs from base 222 to 1220 and encodes 332 amino acids.
CCCCUCCCGCCGGCAGCCGCGGCUCAGGCUGCCCUCACGGCUGCCCGCCCGCUGCGCUCCCGCUGCCCUCACGGUGCCCUCCCGGCUCCUGCGCCGGGCUACGCUCGGCGGCGCCUUCUCUCCUUCCCCGUAGUAGCAGCUGCAGCAGUAGCAGCUGCCGCCGCCGCUGCCUGAUCGGGCCUCGCUCGCCGCGACCCCUUUCCGCCGGCGCAGCCCGAGCCAUGCUGCUCCUGGCGGCCGCCUUCAUCGUGGCCUUCGUCCUCCUCCUCUACAUGGUGUCGCCGCUCAUCAGCCCCAAGCCCCUCAAGCUGCCCGGCGCUCACGUCGUGGUAACUGGAGGCUCUAGUGGAAUUGGAAAAUGCAUUGCUAUUGAAUGUUAUAAACAAGGCGCUUUCAUAACGCUGAUUGCAAGGGAUGAGAACAAACUGCUGCAGACAAAGAAGGAAAUAGAAAAGUAUUCUGUUAAUGACAAGCAGGUUGUACUGUGUAUUUCUGUCGAUGUAUCUAAAGACUAUGAACAGGUGGAGAACGUUCUAAAGCAGGCUCAGGAGAAGCUGGGGCCAGUUGACAUGCUUGUAAAUUGUGCAGGAACAUCAGUUACAGGAAAAUUUGAGGAUAUUGAAGUCAACUCUUUUGAAAGAUUAAUGGCAGUCAAUUAUCUGGGAAGUGUUUACCCGAGCCGAGCAGUAAUCGCUACCAUGAAGGAACGAAGAAUGGGACGGAUUGUGUUUGUAUCAUCUCAGGCUGGACAAUUGGGCCUGUUUGGUUAUACAGCUUAUUCUCCAACAAAGUUUGCUCUCCGAGGGCUGGCUGAAGCCCUGCAAAUGGAGGUAAAGCCUUAUAAUAUCUACAUAACGGUGGCCUAUCCUCCAGAUACUGACACACCUGGCUUUGCAGAAGAAAGUAAAACAAAGCCCUUAGAGACGAAGCUAAUUUCUGAAACCUCAUCUGUUUGCCAAGCAGAACAAGUUGCCAGAGUUAUAGUCAAAGAUGGAGUACAAGGGAACUUUAACAGCUCAGUUGGGUCAGAUGGUUACAUGCUAUCAAUAUUGACAAGUGGAAUGUCACCAGUCACUUCUAUUAUGGAAGGUCUUCAGCAGGUUGUUUGCAUGGGCAUUUUUCGCAUCGUUGGCCUGUUUUACCUAGGAAGCUUUGACAGCAUAGUUCGUCGCUGCAUGAUGCAAAGGGAAAAAUCUGAAAGUACAGAUAAAACUGAGUAAUCUUUUACUUUGGAUUGAAAGAAGAAUUUCAAACAGUCCUGGACAGCUUGCUGCUUAAGUGGGACUCAGUUUUUCUCCUGAAGGAUUUACACUGGAAGUACUCACGUAUGUGACCAAUGAGUCCCCUCAAAAGCUAGGAAAGAAAACAAAAGUACAAAUCCAGAAAAUGCCAAACUAUGCAAAAGUGUGAAUGAGGAUUAGAUUUGGGUUUGGUUUGGUAGUUUGUUUUUUGUUUUUGUGUUGGUUUUGUUUUGGGUUUUUUUGUGAUUUGAGUUGGAGAGAAUCUAGGGAAUCUUGAAGUGAUCUGCAGAGUAGAAUUGUAAGAAUGGACUUUGUGUGGUAAUCCUGGACAAGUGCUUAAGUUUUCUCUCUUUAAGGCUUGUGGACAAAAUAAGUACCCCAACAGACUGGGCUGAAGUAGAUAGAAGGUCCCCUAAACAAGUCGGUACCUUUUGCUAAUGUUUUGGGACUGUUUUUAAUUUAGAAUGUUAACUUUUCCGUCGGCCAAUCUACAGAUCCUUCUGCCAGUGACAGCUUUCCUUAUUCCUGCAACUGUGGAAAACUUAAGAUGGCAGAUAGAUUUGUAUGAUCCAAGCUUUCUCAGUCUGGGAGUAAUUAAAAAGUAUGGCUUAAUAUAUGCCUACUUUCUAAAGGGAGAUGAAGAACCCGUUCCCACAGAGAGAUGCUAGGAGAUGUGAUCAGGUCUGUAGCUCUUUUGGCCUUUGAAGUAUGAUGUGAACAAAAGAAGUUUCAAACCAGGAUCAGCUGUGUUGAUGAUGACUUUCACCGUUUUAAGCCAUUGAAAUAAUGUAUGAUUUUCACAGAUACUUACUUUUCCUUAUCUUUCAGUUUUUGCUCUGGAACGGAAAGUAGCUUUAUGCUACUGUUAUGCACAUUAUUUUUCAAAGCUGCAAAUGAUGAGCCAAACAGUCAAUGAGAGAAUCAAUGGUAAUUAAAAUGCCAGGCUCUUCCAGUAGCAGGAAUGUAGCUUUUUGGGGCAGAGAGGUCAGGAGGGGGAGGAGUGUGUGUCAGAAUGACAUUCCACGCUUAAUCUUUAUCACUACACAUAAAAACUUUCACAUGCCAAGAAAUGCCCCACUUCCAGUUUGUUUCAUUUACAUUAUAUGAAACAAGGUUGCUCAACAACUGCUUCAGAAUACACGGAACCCAGUGGUUGUUUCUAAUGAUGCUUAAGUUUAACACUGAAAAAGCUUGAUGCAUAACAAUGAUGCUUUAAGGGUGCACUAUAUUUACUGUUUAUUUAAUGGACCACUAUAGCAAGUGCCUUGUGAGCUGCUUUAUUUUUUUAAAGCUGCAUAUUUUGUAUUUGUUAGCACUGCUGUGUUCUCAAUGUCUUGUUCUCCAUUUUCAGUCAGAACUCUGAAUUUAAAAUUACUCAUAAAACUGGGCACUUUCACUUCCUUAAAAGUAGUAUUUGACAACAAAAGAGGCAAAAUUGAUUGCUUUUAUUGUGAUACUCUCUACAUCUACUUAAGAAGAGGUAUUCAGUUAAACUGAGAUGAAAAAUAAUAAUGGUUAGCUGGAAAAUGGUGGUUAGCUGGAAAACCUUUGAAGUGUAAUUUUCAAGGGUCUUUAUUUUCCCUUUCUGAAUGCAGUUUGUCACUUCAUAUUUUCUUCACCCAGGCUAAACUUGCUUUAAUACCUCGUUUACAAACAUUUUUGAGGGGAGGGUCACAUUGGCACUCUCAUCUUAAGUGGUUAGACUUUCAUUAGGUUGUACGUGUUGAGGCAUUGUUGAAUUCUUCACAGAGCCUGUUUCAGGUCCUGUCUCCUGAUUUUGUUUAGGUAUGUGAAGUUGUGCAUGCCUGUAAUAUAUUACUAAUUUUGAGAAUAGAGUAUAUUCCUGCAUUUUUAAACAGCUGGGCUUCAGUGCAAAGCAAUCUAGUGUGUGGAUGUUUCCUCUGCUGCUUAAUGUGAAUGACAUAAUGGAGCAUUUGUCAUAAACCCAUUGUCAAAAUUGCUGUGUUUCUUAAAGCAACACGACAGUGCUGUUUGGACCCUGCUGUCUGUGUUAAUUCUUACUUUGAUGGAAAUCAAAUAUUCUUUUGGCCACCUGCAGAAGACAGCAAAAAUAGGUGAGUGUGUUGUGCUGUAUUUUGAAAGAAAUGCUUAUGUAAAUGAUUUGACAUCAACACAAGCUCGAAGGUCAGGAAUUAAAACCAUUAAGACUUCAGAUACUUGAAUUUUUGGAUCUUCAGCUUGGAAUGUUAAAGAGGGUUGCAUUUAAGAAACAUAAUCCAGAAGGUCAGAGCACAGAGAGGCAGCAGGGCCUCCUUAAAAUAUUUCAGGUGGGAUAUCUUAGAUCAUUAAUCACUCUUCCUUGGCUGAAGAGUCCUCUCAGUACUGACUGAUAAAAGGUCUGUGAAGGAGGAAUACUGGGUGAAAGUUAUGUCCCUGACCUAUUGAGACUUCAGUUUACACCUAAUUUUGAGUAGCAUUGACAGUAAAACUGUAGGUUGAGCCCUUCAGCAAUUGUGGAAAUUGGAACAAGGCAAGUUUUUUGAAGGAAUAGGUAAAGAAUAAUAUUGUUUCAUGGUUUUGCUUCUGCUGUUGCAAGUUAAUGCAGUUAAUUUUAACUGAUACAUUUUCCCACUGUUUUAUUGUUGAAGCAGCGAAUUGUCAACUAAAGCAGCCUUUGGUGUAAAUUUUUGUUUUCUUAUGCACAUUCUCUACCAGUGUACUCAUUUUAAGGUCCAAUAUUAAGUGAAGGAAAUGCCUUGUAAUCUUGUGGAAAAAUGUUUAGCAGCUGAAAAACUAUUUUGCCAGUUUAAAUGUUACAAAACCUCUGCAUUGAAAUGUUUUUCACAGUGUAUUAGUUCUGUGAAGAACUCCAAAUAGGCUUUAUUACUUUUUGUCAAUAAUUUAAUCACUUGUGCCAUAUCAAUUGAUGUCUUGUCUCUUGUUUUCUUGGUCAGUCGUUUAAGAUUUAGGCUUUGAUAGUCUUUUCCGUUCCAUGUAAUUUCUAAUGACUGCUUACAAUAAAUCUGUAUUUAAGCUUUAUAUAUAGCUAACUUCACUAAGGUGUUCAUGUGCAAUUUAAAUAGAUUUAAUAUUUUACUAAAAAAAUAUAGGUAAAUAAACUUGAUUUGCUGUGAAAAACUUUAGGCACUUUUAAAUGGUAACAAUAUAUAGCAUUAUUUGUAAAAAGAAAUUUUGUGCUUAUUGCAUCAUCAUUUUUGUGCCAGAAUUGUAAACUAGUUUUCAUAUUUUAUAUUUCUCAAAAUAAAUGGAGAAUCAACAAAG